AUGCCCACUCCAGUACUAGGAAUUGAAUUAGGUACGACAAAUUCGCUCUGUGCUGUAUUUCUCGAUGGCGAGCCGAGGCUGGUACCCAAUUCCUUAGGUGAAGUCCUCACACCUUCAGUAGUCGGCAUCUUGGAUGACGGUCAAGUCGUGGUGGGAAGCGCUGCGCGAGAGCUGCGUGUUACUCGCCCAGAACGAUGCGUAUCAUGCUUCAAGCGUUGGAUGGGAAGUGACAAGCGAAUUGUUAUCGCGGGGCACACGUUCACAGCUCCCGAGCUUUCAAGCUUGAUUCUGGGCGCACUCCGCGAAGAUACGGUCACUUUUCUUGGGGAGCCCGUCACCGAUGCCGUCAUCACGGUGCCAGCUUACUUCAAUGACAAUCAGCGAAAGGCCACGCGUUUAGCUGGAGAACUUGCCGGAUUGAAUGUGCGUCGCAUUCUCAACGAGCCAACUGCGGCAGCACUCACCUAUGGCUUUCAUGAUCGAAACGCUGAAAAGAUGCUUCUCGUGCUCGACCUUGGGGGCGGAACCUUUGACGUGACUCUCAUGGAGGUCUUCGAGGGCACACUGGAGAUUAUCUCGACCGCCGGGGAGAACUUUCUCGGCGGAGAAGAUUUCACCGACAGACUCCUCGCUUCGCUCCUAAAGCAAUCGAAUGAACAACUCGAAACCGCCGAACUACAGCAGCCGCUGCGUAUCGCUCGGCUGCGUCAACAGUGUGAAUUUGCCAAGCGACAACUCAAUGAUGUAGCCGAAGUUCAGAUCGCUAUUCCAGAUAUCGAAGGCCAACUGGGCGUUGACUCCGAAAACGUCACGGUAAGUGCCAAUUCGUUUGCGGAAAGUGUUCGGCCUUUGUUGCAGCGGAUUGUCAGUCCAUUGGAGAAGGCGCUACGUGAUGGAGAAUGCGAGGUCGAUCGACUCGACGAAGUCAUCUUGGUCGGCGGCGCCACGCGGAUGGCAGUUCUAAAGAACUUUGUGGAAGAACACUUCCGUCGUGCCCCGCUCAGCGAGCACGACCCAGAUCAGGUUGUCGCCCUUGGAGCAGCCAUUCAGGCAGCGCUGAUUGCCAACGAUGCGGCCGUAGAAGAGAUGGUGAUGACUGAUGUGUGUCCGUUCACAUUGGGCGUCGACACCGCCAAGCAUAUGGGCCUGCAACUCAAGAGUGGUUAUUUUGUGCCCAUUAUUCACCGCAAUACCACCAUUCCAGUAUCAAAGGAACAGGUUUUCCAGACCAUCGCCCCCAACCAACGCGAGGUGACAAUCGACGUCUACCAAGGGGAACAUCGCAAGGUAGAAGAGAACCUGAAACUAGGGACUCUCGUCGUAAAAGGAGUCCCUUCAGGACCGGCUGGCAGUGAUAAGAAGUACCGCACGGUGCUCACUCAGCACGCGCAAGCACUCUCGCAAUCAGAGAUCCAGGAGGCCACCAAGCGAUUACAGCGUCUGAAGUAUUACCCAAGAGAAGACAUGGAGAACCAGCGCAUUCUCCGCUUCAGCGAACGCAUUGUGGGUGAGAUCUCACCUCUGCAACGAGAGUCGCUGGAGGUCGCCAUCGAUGCGUUUGAGGCAGCGAUGAACUCUGCCCAGCGUGAAGAAGUCGAGGGCGCUAAAAUGGGGUUGGUUCAGGUCCAGAUUCGGGGCACGAUGGAUAACGAGCGACAGGACGAAGAUAAUCAGGAUGGCGACCUGCAAGAGUAUCUUACCAAGAUGCUGCAGCUAAAUCCCUUGUACGAAGGCGAUCGAAUCGUCUCGCUUCGUGCAAAACGUCUGAGACAUCGGCUCUCAGAAUCCGCCUCGCCAGACUUAGAGGAAGUGGAUCAGCGUUCGGCGCAACUUCAAGAGUUGCAAGCCAUCCGUAAUGUGUUCUGGAAGGACUCGGUGGAAUCAAUUCGAGCCCGGCUAAAUGAACUCAACGUAGAAGAAUUUCACGAGCUUCGGGCUCCGGUUGCUCGCUUGCAAUUGGUGGCAGAACAUCGCGAUCGCCUCGCUGGCUUCCCUACAAGCAAGGGAUUCGAUGAAGACUUCCUUCAUCACCUGAAAUGGAUCCUAAUUGCCUCUCCACGUGAUACAGCGAAGUUGCGGGAACAACUUCUCGUGGCGUUUCGUAAUCCGAAGAAUCGAAAACAGGGACGUCCACUCAUUAGGCGGCUCAAAGCCAAUUAUCCAGAGAUCUAUUCUCUCGAAGCGGCGUGGCUCUCUGAUACUCAGAAACCUCUUCUCGGAUUAAUGUGCGAUCACCCAAACCAACCCGAUUGGGAACUGUUACGAGCAGCGCCGCAGCAGUUCUUCGAACUAGCUGCUGGAUUUGAUCGCAAAGAUCUCAAACGCAGUUACAACCACUGGAAUCGACGAUUCAAACCCGAGACUCACCCUGAGGAGUUUCAAAGAAUCCGAGCGGCCUACGAAGAGCUCGACCGUCAGUUGAGGUAUGGGAGUCGAGCUGAAGGAUCAGAGCGUACUCAGCAACCAGCCACAAGUGAUGUGUUGCAUGACUUCGUUGGGAAUGAAGCCGAAGACCGAUCAGACAAUCUGCUGGAGAGGCUGAAGAGCGAAUCGCCGCAAUCGCUUUAUCUGGCACUUCAGCAGGAGGUCUCUAAGAUGCCGUAUGACUACUAUGCCCUCGCAGUACUCUCCGAUGUCUGCGACGAACAGGAAGCAUUGUGUUUCGGCAAGUGGCUGCUGAAAGGGAUCGAGCAAUUCCCACAUGAUAGAACAUUGAGGCACGCAUUACAGGCUUACCUGCGGAGUGCAAUCCCACCUGCUGAACUGUCUUGCCUACUCAUCCAAGUGGCGUCGGUGAUCCGCGACGAUUCGUUUUAUCCUCUGACGGAACCGACUUGGGAACAACUGCUCCGUCAGCAAUCAUUGGAUGAAUUUGUCGAGAGGUUGCGCGAAUGCGAAAAGCAUCUGAGGAGCCCCGACAUUUCCAACAAGAUCAUAUUCACCAUUCGCAUGUUGCGGUCUGCACUGUGGAAAACUGGCUCGGCCUCACGAGAAGCAGUCAACUGGACGUCCGAGAGACUGGCGUUCAUCGACACCAAUUUCCAACCCAUUCCAGUCCAAUUGGAAUACGAGGUCGAUCUGCUAGCAUUGGCCCACCAAUAUGUUCGUCUGCGGCGUGACUUCAUCGAUGGUGGUGGAUUGCGCGCUCGCCUGGAUCGCGUGCUGGAAAUUUACUUCACAGAAGAUUUUCUCUCCGGUGAUCGAGCUGUCGUCCUUCAGCAAUUGCAGCUAACACGCAAUAUCGAUGAACUUCUCGGAGAAUUUCCCUUUGCUAGCGAAGACCCUCCAAUGGAAGCAUUCUACCCGGUUUGGGCGUCGAUUAGCCAAGAGGUUGCCGCAAGGUACCAGUGA
Cladocopium goreaui is the source of this 3351-nucleotide messenger RNA. NCBI's taxonomy places the organism in Eukaryota, Dinophyceae, Suessiales, Symbiodiniaceae. The record is from the annotation of a GenBank genome assembly.